This is a messenger RNA of Microplitis mediator, 2039 nucleotides long. It is a transcript of the gene Jasper, whose product is annotated as PC4 and SFRS1-interacting protein. Gene Ontology annotation, molecular function: transcription coregulator activity; double-stranded DNA binding. Gene Ontology annotation, cellular component: nucleus. NCBI's taxonomy places the organism in Eukaryota, Metazoa, Arthropoda, Insecta, Hymenoptera, Braconidae. The transcript has 9 exons. The coding region runs from base 217 to 1569 and encodes 450 amino acids. The record is from RefSeq and is a predicted model, not a curated record. Gene Ontology annotation, biological process: regulation of transcription by RNA polymerase II.
AUGUUUUUUCAUCAUCCCCUUGCUCUUCUUACGUUUCCUCAACAAAUAUUGCGAGGUUUAUUGUGCAAAUGGUCGCUCGUUCAAUAAACUCAAGUGUUUUUUAUACACUAAUUUACUUUAACAUCAAAUUUAUAUCGUAAUAUUCGUUCACCGAUUGUGACCAUCGCUAACACCACUUAGUAAUUACAUAUUAUUUCAAUUAUAUCGUAAUUAAAAAUGGUUAAAUUAAUGAAAAAAUUUGUUGUCGGUGACAAAGUAUUCGCUAAAGUUCGAGGUUACCCGCCUUGGCCAGCUAAAAUACGAAAGUUACCGGAUUCAAAUAAAAAGAACGGGAAAUACGAGGUGUAUUUUUAUGGAACUGGUGAAAAGGGUGAAUGUACUAUUGAUAGAAUAUAUGAGUAUCAUGACAAUAAAGAUAAAUAUGGCAAGCCUAGCAAAGCUAAAAAAUUUCUCGAAGGCAUGCAGGAGCUUGAACAAGACCUUGAUAAAGACGAAGAUAAAACUCCAUCUAUUACUGAAACUAAAGAAACUGCUGCUGCUGAUGAAUCAGAACCAGAAAAUAAUCAAACGACAACUGAGCCCUCUGCAGGUGUCCAAUUAGACAGUGAUUUAGAAACGGGAGCUUUGGUAAUUGAUGAAAGUGAUAAAAAGAAGUCUUUAAAACGUAAAUCUAUACUUAAUAUAUCAAAUACUUCCGAUGCACCAGAAACAAAAAAAAAGCGUGGUCGAGGUAAAACAUUAAUGACACCAGUGACAGAAGCAGGAAAUGAUUCUCAAGGUGAAGAAACAACUGGAAAAGAAGUUGUAAGUCGCAGUGGUAGAAAAAUAAAACCUAAACGUUUUGCUGAUUUUUCUGCUGAUGAUGAAUAUGAUUUAGAAACUACUGGACGUGCGAGAGGGCGAGUUAACAAACACGAAGAGUCUAAUGAAAAUAUAUCGACACCGUCAAAUGCUAAAAAAAGAAUGAGUAUAGAAAAAGACGACAAAAAGCUCAUGAACAAGGAGAACACAAAUCAUAAUUUAAAAGUCAAACAUUAUACUAUGGAGAAACGGUUAUUAGAAUUAGAUGCUCAAAUAAAGUCAUGUUUGUCUUUAGAUCAGGCAGAUACUGAUAAGUGUUUACGAGCAAUGGACGACAUACUCGUUCUUUCAGUAGAUUCGCUGGCGCUAAAAAAACAUUCUCAUAUUGUUGAAACAGUUAAAAGGUUAAGAAGAUAUGUUGGUAAUUUAUCGGAGUGGUCUUUGUCUGACGAAGCUAUUAAAACGUUUAAACAAAAAGCUGAACAAAUAAGACAAAAAGCUGAAGGAAUAUACAAUAAAUUUAAAGAAUUGUUUACUAUUCCGGAUGGUCAAUCGUUUUGGCAAACAUUUUCAGAACAAGUUAAUCAGUUUAAAGAAACUACGAAAAAUAUGUCAGAUGAAAAAAUAUUUUCACUUAUGGCUGAUCCAACGAAUUCUGAAGCUGGAAAUGUCAAUGAUGUGUCAGGUGAUGAAACAAUCACCCAAAAUGAUGCUGCAGCUGAAGGAGAUUCAUCAAUUGAAGAGACAUCAUCUCCAAACUCCAAGUAACAUUCACCAAUUAAAUAACGAUAAAUAAAUAAAUAAAUAAAUAAUUAAUAAUAAUAAAUAAAAAUAAAAAUACACCAUCUCUGCCGUUAGCAAAUCGUUAUUCGAAUGAAUGGUCUUGAAGUUUUCCAAGAUAAAUAAUAUUCAUAUAUUAUGAAUAUAUUUAUAUUUACAUGAACAUUAAACAAAAGAUAUUCGAGCUACUUCUUUAAAUCGUAAUAAUCAAUCUAAUUAUUUUAAAAUAAAUAUAAUAUUUAUUUAUCUUCGAUAACUGAGUGACGUUUGUUCCAAGGACAAUUUACGGCAACACCAUUAGCUGAGCGAUAUAACGCACAAUUAAAUUGGUGAAAUAAUUAAAUUUAAAUAACUUGAUAAAUGAUUUAAAAAUCCCGCGAUUUUUAUUUAAUAAUUAUAAUUAUAAUAAUUGUAAUUAUUCUAUAAAAAUUUUAUUACCGCAAGUUCAUUUUUUUUUU